CAGGUCAUCCCAUGAUGCACCGCGCCUUCAACGGCUUCAGUCAUUCAAGCAGCUCAGCUCUGGUGUUCAGGAGAGCGUCUGUUCUGUUAGGCCAUCUGGGUUCGGGUAACCUGUGUCCUGAAGCGGACCGGUCCCUGAACGGGGGUCUCUACUCUCUCAUUUCGAGCUGAACUUCCCCGUCCAUGCUUCAGGAAUCACCGGCCGCUGACGGGAAGCGAGCGUUUGGGCGGCAGAAGCGGUGCUGUCAGCGACAUAACAGCAGAAAGCGUUAAAUACACAGACAUAACCCAACCGGAAAGAGAACGGUGGGAACUUACGCAUACUUUAAAAGCAACUUGAUGGAUUUAGAGACCGGAAGAAACGAACUGGGAGCGAUGGGAGAGUCGCUGCAGCCGCAGACCCCAAGCCGCCACGAGAAAAGUCUGGGACUGCUCACGACUAAAUUUGUGACUCUGCUGCAGGAAGCGAAGGACGGAGUGCUGGAUCUCAAAGCUGCUGCAGAUACUUUGGCUGUAAGGCAGAAACGGCGCAUCUAUGACAUCACCAAUGUUUUGGAAGGCAUUGGACUCAUCGAGAAGAAAUCCAAGAACAGCAUCCAGUGGAAGGGUGUUGGUCCGGGUUGCAACACACGUGAAAUUGCAGACAAGCUGAUUGACCUCAAGUUGGAAUUGGAGGAUCUUGACAGAAGGGAACAUGAACUGGACCAGCAGAGAGUUUGGGUUCAGCAGAGCAUCAAGAACGUGACCGACGACUCACUAAAUAGCCCUCUGGCGUUUGUAACCCAUCAAGACCUCUGCAAUUGCUUCAAAGGUGACACUCUUCUAGCAAUCAGAGCUCCUUCAGGAACACAGCUGGAGGUUCCUGUGCCUGAAUCUCAUGUUAAUGGACAAAAGAAGUACCAGAUUCACCUGAAGAGCUCUGCAGGCCCCAUCGAGGUCCUGCUGGUGAAUAAGGACCCCUCUAGUUCUUCUCCAGUGGUGCUGCCCGUGCCCCCGCCUGACGACAUGCUUCAGAGCCUGUCCACCCCAGCUUCAACUACCUCUGCUGCUGCUGCUGCUCCAACCAAACCGGCAGCCAACAGUACGCCAUCCUCCACCACCUGCCAGAGUCCCAGCUCCACCACCACCACCGCCGCCGCCGCCGUCCCUCCCAACACAACCACUGCCUCUGCUGCUGGCGCAGCUACAGACAUUUCAAGCACCUCCACUUCAGAGACAACAGCCAAUCCGACAUCAACAGACACGCAGCAGCUUCAGUCUUCUGCCUCAUUGGACAGCAGCUCUUCACUUCCUGAUUCCUCAACCAUUUUUGAACCAAUCAAAACAGACCCUUCAGAUCUGCUGGAUCUCCCCAAAGAACUUUCCGAAAUGUUUGACCCAAAAGAAAUUAUGAGUACAGAUUUGCUUGAGGAGCUGAUGUCAUCAGAAGUUUUCUCUCCGCUCCUCCGUCUGUCCCCUCCUCCGGGUGACCAUGACUACAUCUAUAACCUGGAUGAGACGGAGGGCCUUUGUGACCUCUUUGACGUCCCCAUUGCCAACCUUUGACCUCCAAACACACCGUACAAUGAGAGUAGUGUACUUAAAA
Cyprinus carpio (common carp) is the source of this 1584-nucleotide messenger RNA. RefSeq names its product transcription factor E2F4-like. Gene Ontology annotation, molecular function: DNA-binding transcription factor activity, RNA polymerase II-specific; protein dimerization activity; RNA polymerase II cis-regulatory region sequence-specific DNA binding. Gene Ontology annotation, biological process: regulation of transcription by RNA polymerase II. The record is from RefSeq and is a predicted model, not a curated record. Gene Ontology annotation, cellular component: RNA polymerase II transcription regulator complex. NCBI's taxonomy places the organism in Eukaryota, Metazoa, Chordata, Actinopteri, Cypriniformes, Cyprinidae.